Histoplasma mississippiense is the source of this 3114-nucleotide messenger RNA. RefSeq lists its product as hypothetical. The transcript is spliced from 5 exons. The record is from RefSeq and is a predicted model, not a curated record. Gene Ontology annotation, cellular component: membrane. The coding region runs from base 1 to 3114 and encodes 1037 amino acids. NCBI's taxonomy places the organism in Eukaryota, Fungi, Ascomycota, Eurotiomycetes, Onygenales, Ajellomycetaceae. Gene Ontology annotation, molecular function: ABC-type transporter activity; ATP binding; ATP hydrolysis activity.
AUGCGACCCCCUUCGCUCGCAAGCUCCUUCCUCUACGCCUCUAUCCUCGCCUCGUCAUCACUACCAUGGCUUGCCUCGGCCUUUUCCAAUUAUUCAGAUUCCUCCCUGCUUCUCUCAUCGCGCGUGCUCCUUCAGGACGAUCGUCCGAAAGACUGCCCUCCGUGCUUUAACUGCGAGCUCGAAGCCUUCCAGUGCCACCAGUUCGCAACCUGCAAUAAAUACAACGGGAAAUGCGAUUGUCCUGCCGGAUUUGGAGGGGAUGAUUGUACCCUCCCUCUCUGCGGCUCCUUGCCGGAUGGGAAAGAGAGAGCACCCCGGAAAGGAAAAUACUGCAAUUGUACAGAGGGUUGGGAGGGUGUCAACUGUAAUGUUUGCAAAACGGACAAUGUCUGCAAUUCUAUGAUGCCGGAGGGCGAGGGAGGCUCUGGGUUGACCCAAGUUGAAUCGUUCUACUGCAAUUUGGACACCUGCAAAUGGGGUAUGGAGAGUACAUACUCCCAGAACAAGACGACUUAUACCUGUGAGAACAAGGAUGCACUUGACCUGAGCGACUUUUUGAAGGAGGAGAUUAAGGGACCAGCUACGUUUACGUCUACGUCAACUCUCGGAGGUAGUAGCGAGGAUGGAAGCCGAUUCUCAGAGCCAGUUAUGAAUGACAUGAUCAAGAAUAUCUUUGGCGACCCGGCUAUCUUUUUAGCAUGCCGGUCGGGAGAGUGUUUGUAUAAGACUGAUCUUCCAGGUUAUAAACCACCGGUGAAAGUUAUCAAUACUCCGCUCAUUUCGGGAGUAAUCGCGAGUUGCUCUCUUUUCAUUGUGGCCGUUAUCAUGGGUGUAUGGUAUCUGUCUAGACGCUCGGCCUAUCGUGAUUAUAUUUCCUUACCGCUCGAUGACUCCGAUGAUGAAGGUGCGAAACUCAUGGUCGACCACAAACCCGCCUCGCUACACUUUGAAAACGUUGCCUACUAUUUUAACGGGAGGCAAAUCCUUUCAGGAAUUCAAGGUUCUGCUCAUCCAGGCCAACUUAUGGCCAUUAUGGGGGCCUCUGGUGCAGGAAAGACAACAUUCUUAGAUAUUCUAGCUAGAAAGAACAAACGUGGCGCGGUGGAAGGUGUCUUUUAUGUGAAUGGAGAGAAGGUCGAUGACGAUGAAUAUCGUAGUGUCAUAGGAUUUGUUGAUCAGGAGGACACGAUGUUACCGACUCUCACAGUCCAUGAGACAAUUUUGACCAGCGCAUUACUCAGGUUGCCCCGGAAUAUGAGUAGGGCUGCAAAGGAGCAGAAAGUUUUUGAAGUCGAGAAGCAGCUUGGGAUCUAUCAUAUUAAAGAUCAAAUGAUCGGAUCUGAGGAGGGAAGAGGGCGCGGUAUCUCUGGCGGGGAAAAGAGACGUGUUGGUAUAGCAUGCGAACUUGUGACGAGCCCUAGCAUUUUGUUCUUGGAUGAACCUACUAGUGGCCUGGAUGCUUUCAAUGCGUUUAAUGUUGUUGAGUGCUUGGUGACCUUGGCUAAAAAUUUCAACCGCACCGUCAUCUUUACAAUCCACCAGCCCCGCUCGAAUAUUGUGGCAUUAUUCGAUCAAUUAAUCUUACUGGCUGAGGGAAAAACCGUUUACUCUGGCCCAUUCGCCAGCUGCCAACCAUAUUUCGACCAUAUCGGAUAUUCGUGUCCCUCUGGCUUUAAUAUCGCAGACUAUCUUGUUGAUUUGACCAUGCAUGCUAGUAACACUCACUCACGGUAUGAAGAUGAAAUUCAUUUGGAUGUCAACCACGAUGCUGCCAGAACCGCGACUAGCAGCUUACGAGCGGUUAAAUCUAUCGCGAGUGUGUCGAACGCUUCCGUGGACAAUAGCAGCUCGGACAGACCUAACGAAUCGGGAUUCCGUCCAAUCAGUAAACGUAAAGAGUCACUCAAACAACGACAGGACAAGCAGCUCUAUACAAGGAGGAAGGCUGCUGAAGUGGGUACGCCCUCUACUUUACGCACUGAGGACGAAGAACACAUAGUCGGUAGUCUUUCUGGGAACGGCCAACAUCGAUCACGCCAACCAAACAAUGUUACUUUGCGAGUUCUCGAUGACCCAGAUCAUCCUCCUCCGUCUUCAGCGGGAUUCGGCACCGACCUUGAUCAUCUAGUCUCCAGCUACAUCGAAUCGAAUGUCGCAGCAUCCGUGCGUGACGAGAUCAAUGCCGCCGUCAACAUGGCCGCAGAAGCAAACGGAUUUACGAGCUCGGGACUGGAAGCAAACGGGUCCUUAAAUAAACCAAUGACUGGCUAUGCCAAAGUUGGCCUUUUCAGGCAAUUCACCAUCCUUUCCCAACGGACAUGGCGCAAUCUAUAUCGAAACCCCAUGCUCAUGCUCACCCACUAUGCAAUCGCUAUCGUGCUCGCGGUGCUUUCCGGAUUUCUCUUCUACGGACUAACAGACGACAUAAAGGGUUUCCAAAAUAGACUGGGCCUGUUCUUUUUCCUCCUCGCCCUCUUCGGCUUCAGCACCCUAACUAGCCUAAACGUCUUCUCAACCGAACGAUUACUCUUCGUCCGCGAACGUGCUAACGGAUAUUAUUCACCAAUAACCUAUUUUGCCUCAAAGGUCGCCUUCGACAUCGUCCCGUUACGCCUUAUCCCACCAAUCCUCAUGGGCAUCAUCGUAUACCCGAUGGUUGGGCUGAUCCCCGCGUGGCCCGAAUUCCUCAGAUUUAUGCUCAUUCUCCUACUGUUCAACCUCGCUGCAGCUUGCAUCUGCCUGACUAUCGGGAUCGUCUUCAAAGAUGGCAGUGUCGCAAAUCUGAUGGGCAGCCUGGUGAUGCUAUUCAGUCUCCUGUUUGCUGGCCUCCUUCUCAACCGCGAUGCAAUUCCGAAAUCUGCACUUUGGCUUCAAGUGCUCUCCAUCUUCCACUACGGCUUCGAAGGUCUAAUCGUCAACGAAGUAACAUACCUCACUCUCAUCGACCACAAAUACGGUCUUGACAUCGAAGUCCCUGGCGCCUCGAUACUGAGCGCGUUCGGCUUCAAUACCCUGGGUCUGUGGCACGACGUUAUUGGCCUGGGCAUAUUCUCUGGCGUUUUCAUCGUUAUUGCAUAUGCCGCUAUGCACUUUUUACUUGUUGAGAAGAGGUAG